Messenger RNA from Camelina sativa (false flax), 1264 nucleotides. The record is from RefSeq and is a predicted model, not a curated record. NCBI's taxonomy places the organism in Eukaryota, Viridiplantae, Streptophyta, Magnoliopsida, Brassicales, Brassicaceae.
UACAUUGAUUAGAUCGAAUCGAACUAGUUAGCCGUUAAAACCAUAAACAUAUAUAAAGUAUAGGGACGAUAAAAGCAAAAAAGGGAAAGAAGAAUGAGAAGAGUAUUACAAUUACGUUGAAACGAAACAGACAGGGGGAAGGGAACUCUAAAGAAAGUAAAGGAGCAGCGAUGAGAUCGGGGGUUGUCCGUAAACAACGGAUACAACUCAUGUUGUUCGAUGUUUGUUUUGUUUUUGGAACUCCGCGUUGAUUCAGCGUUCUGGAUGUUUCUCUCUUCUUCUUCUUCUUCAUUAUCCAAAUCGUUUUCCAAAGUAUAUAAAUUUUCAUCAAAACCCCUCGCUUAUUUUUGGUUAAAUUCAGGCCAAACCAAAGGGUUUCACAGAGAGAUUUGUGUGUUUUCUUCGAUAUUAUCAUUAGAAAGAAAAAAAAAAGUUAUAAUUUUUAUUUUUAAAGUCUCUUCCUUUUUUCAGCAAUGGAGGAUAAACCAUUAGGGAUUCUGAGGGUUCAUGUGAAAAGAGGGAUUAAUCUUGCCAUUCGUGAUGCCACCACCAGUGAUCCUUAUGUUGUUAUUACGUUGGCUAAUCAGAAACUGAAGACGCGUGUGAUUAAUAAUAACUGUAAUCCAGUGUGGAACGAACAACUGACACUUUCCAUCAAAGAUGUGAAUGAUCCAAUUCGUCUGACGGUGUUUGAUAAAGACAGAUUCUCGGGAGAUGACAAAAUGGGUGAUGGAGAAAUAGACUUAAAGCCGUUCCUAGAAGCGCAUCAGAUGGAGUUAGAUUUCCAGAAGCUUCCCAAUGGUUGUGCAAUCAAGAGGAUCCGUCCAGGCAGGACCAACUGUUUGGCUGAAGAGAGCAGCAUCACUUGGAGCAAUGGGAAAAUCAAACAAGACAUGAUUCUUAGACUAAAGAAUGUGGAAUGUGGAGAAGUAGAGAUCAUGCUCGAGUGGACUGACGGUCCAGGCUGCAAGGGUCUGGGACGCGAAGGAUCUAAGAAGACACCAUGGAUGCCAACAAAACGAAUGGACUAAGCUUGCAGAAAUGUUAAAACAGAGACCCUGAAGAUGUGAUGGUACUUUUUUUUUUUUUUUUUUNCUGUUCAUGGAAAGACGAGUUUGUCUUUGUCUCAUCAGAUAUGAAAUUACAAAAAAAAGGCUCUGCUUAAGUCUUUAGUUAUUGUACAUGUCGAAUAUAUAACUCACCUUAUAUAUAUUGUAUCUAUUUCUACUAAUGAUGAAAUAAAGCAAACCCUGAAUUUCUAGAA